AUGAAUCAAAGAAAAAAUAGUAAUUAUGGAUAUUGGAACAAUCGAAACUUUAAUUAAACGUAUUAAAACGAUAAAUCAAUAUUAAAAGACCCAAUAUUAUAUGAGGAUCAACCUAAAAAAUAAAUAAUUCGUAUCCUUGAUAAAAAAUAACCUUAUUAUGAAUCAUAGAUAGAAGAUUAAAAAUCAAAUAAUGAUAAUGACUAAAUAAAAGAAACAAACAAACAAUAAGAACUUAUAAAAUAAGGGGUUUUUAAAAAAGAUGAAAAGAGUGAAGAAGAUGAAUAAAAUUCAAAUGAGGAUGUAAAAGAUGAUUAGGAAGAGAGUAGUUAAUUAGACAACGAUAUUGAUGAAAAAGAAGAAUAGAAUUCUCAGGAAGAUUAUUUAGAUGAUUAUGAUGAUUAUGAUGAUUAUGAUAAUUAUGAAGAAGAUCAAGAAGAUUAAGAAGAAGAAGGUGAAUUUUAAGAUGAUUACAAAUCAGAUAAUGAUUCAUAAAAUUUUGAUGAGAAUAAUUAAGAUGAUAAUGAAGAAGAUUUAAAUCCAUAUGAUUCAGAUGAUGAAAUAGAAAAUAGAGUCAAAUCAAGAGAAUAAUAGCCAAGAUUAUCCGAAAGUUCAUUUAGAAUGUUGGGUUUUGAAUGUAGAAAAAUUAAUCCCUCUUUACCUAAAGGAUUUGCAAAAAAAACUUAAAGAGAUGAAAGUGGCAAAAGAAUAACAAAUUAAAAUAAUAAUAAUAAUAAUUAAUAAAUAAAUCAAACAAAUGAAUUAAGAUUUAUUCAAAAAAUAGAAUAAAUAAAAGCAAAAUAAUAAAAAGAAGAAGUAUAAUAAUAGCAACAAUACUAAUAAUAAUAAUAAUAAUAAUAGUAAUAAUAAUAAUAAUAAGUAUAGUAAUAGUAAUAAUAAUAAUAAGUAUAGUAAUAGUAAUAAUAAUAAUAAUAAUAAUAAUAAGCAUAAUAAUAAUAAAGUUAUUAAAAUUUUGAAUCAUAAUAUGAUGCUAAUAGUUGGAAAAUACCUUCUAUCCCUAAUAAUUUAAAGUUUUUGUCAUCUAAUUCAGAAGAUAAAACUAUACAAUAUUAUUUAGAAGGAGAAUGGGUUGGCUUUUAAUUUAUAGAUGAAAUGUGCACAGAAAAAAAUAAAUAAGAUGCUAUAAAUCUUGAUCUUUUUAAUAGGAUAUUUGAAGUUGAUUAGAAUUUUAAAUUAAAUACUUCGUUGGUUGUUAAAUAGUACACUAGACCAAAUUAGGGAAAAUAAGAAACAAUCUUUAGAUCUCAGAGAGGAAUGAUUAAGUCAAUAAAAAGAUUACAAACAAUAUUUUGUGACAGAUAGAAAAGAAAAUAAGAUGGUUCCCUUGUAAAUAUUGUGGAAAUAUUUUAAUAUAUAUCUGAUAGAUUUAGAGCUUUAAGCACAGAAUUGACCUAAAUAGAACCAAAAAAUAGUAAUAAUUAUAUAUUUAGGAUUCAAUAUCUCGAAUAACUAAGUAAAAUAAUUAAGUUGUUAAAUAGUCCGAAUAUAUCUGCUGUCAUAUAUAGAAAUGAUGAACGCAGAUUAAAGUUCCCAAUAAAUAAGAUAGAAUAUAAAUAAUUGUGAAAUUUAUCUACGAAAAGCACUUGAUGAUUUAGCAAUCAAUUAUUAAAUAUUAUUUCAUGAAAUGUAUGUAAUCAGUUUAUUUAUUUUAGAAAUGAAAAAAGAUUUAUUUUGGUGGAUAACGUUCCUGAAUUUAUCUCAUAUUAUCAUCUUAUGCUUUCUUAAACUAUUCUCUCUAAAAACUCUAACUCUAUUUAAAAAUUAGCCAAUUUGGAUAUUAUCUUUUCUGAAUUCUAAUAUUUUGAUACCCUUAUAGAAACUUCUGAAUUUUAAUUCUGUAAAUUGGUAAAAGAGUAUAUCAUUGUCAAAAAUUAUAGUGCUUUACUUGAUCUUGGAAAUAACUGUAAAAUUACUUUAUUUUAAAAAUUUUUCAUCUAUCUUUUUUAAAAUCAAAUUAAGUUAUAUAUAGAAGAUAUGGAAAAAAUGAAGUUAUAUGAAAAAGAUAAGUUAAAACUUAAAUUUAUUGAUAUUAAUUCUAUUUAUUAAUAAUGGAUUUCAAUAGAUGAUAAAAUAACCUUUUUAAAUUUAAGAGGAAACUUUUCUAAAAUUAUUCUUGGAAAGGUUCAAAUUGAAAAAGUUAAUUGUAUAGAAAAUUAAAAUUUGAAUUAAUAGGUUAUUAAUUAAAAAUCAAACUAAACAGAUUUAAAAACAUUAAAGAUGAAAUCAACAAUAUAAGAGAUGCUUUUAUAAUUAUCUUUAAAAAAAAUCUUAAACAAAUUUACAAAAUUUUUAGCACCUCAUUUAGAUAAUAUUGAUUAAGAGCUAGGAAAUUUUUACAAAAUGUAAAGAAUCUUAAAACACUGGAGAUUAAGCACUUUAACUGAGAAAAGAUAUUAAAAAUUUUUGUAGUUAACUAAAUAAAAGAAGAAUUAUAAAUAACAAAAAUAAAUAAAAAUAGUAGAACAAUAAAAUUUUAGAAUUGAUUUAACUCGAAAGUUAAUCAAUAAAAAUGCUUUAUAAAAAGAUCUAUAUUAUAAGGUUGUUAUUUUAAAUAAUAACGAAAGUCAUAAUGAAUUAGUGGAAAAAUUAAUCUUUUCAUUAUGUGAUAAAUAAUUUAAAGCAUAAGAUGAUUCUAUAAUAAUAGAAUCGAAUGUUUCUUACAAAAAGAAAGAAUAUAAAUUAUAUAUGAGCAUUUAAAUAUUAGAAAAUUUAUAGAAAGAAAGAAUUUGUGGAGCAGACAUGUAUAUAGUAAUUGGAGAUAUUUUGGAUAUAAAUAUUGGGAAACCUUGUUUGUAAAUAAUUUUUGAUUAGAAAAAUAAAAUGGAGGAUAAGGGAACAUUGCAUGUAGAAUAUGAUUAUAUUGAAUUAUUUGAUAAGCUUUAAGAUAGCUAGGAAUUCAAUAAUAAAUUAAUUGAAAUAGUAGAUCGUAGUUUAGAAAAUAAAUAAGCAAUAGAAGAUAUAUAGCUAAUAUCUUUGAGUGAUUAUUUCAAAGAAAUUUAAAGGGCAGAAUGCCAGAAUUAUUAGAACGAUCAAAUUGAAUAUUUUAUUACUAGAUGUGUCUAAGCAGAGUUAUACUUACAAGAUGCAUUAAAAAAUAAUAUAUGUUCAGAUGAAUUACCUUAAGAAUUACUUUUUGAUCGUUAUAUAAAUUAGGAACUCAUUUUAAAAUAUGUUGUUAAAGUACUACUUGGUUGUCAUAAUUUUAGUUCAAUCCAGCAAAUAGAUUAAUGAUACCUCUCUGCAAUCAAUUACAAAAAAAAGAUAUGAUAAGUGAAAGAAUAUUAAUAAAUGAGAUAAAGGAUUAUUUAGAAGAUUACUUAGAUGAGAUGGAAUUAUUAAAAUUAUUAACCCAAAAUUUCAAAUUUGGAAGGAACUUUACAGGAGACUGGAAGUUACUAUUUGAGUUUAUAAUUGAGUAGUUGGUUUAAUAUCUUGAGAAUUCUGAUAUAUAUUUUGUAUUGAAGGGAAACCACAACACAAUUUUAGAUCAAAAUGAAUUGAAUAUCAGAGUUUAAUAAGAUAUAAGCCAACUUCUUAAGAAGAAGCCAGAUUAGUAACAGAAAAGUCAAAUAAUGUCCAAAAUAUUCAAAUUUGAAUUGGGUGAUUUAAUAAAAAAAAGAGUUUGCAAAUGA
Molecule: messenger RNA, 3650 nt
Organism: Paramecium sonneborni
Lineage: Eukaryota; Ciliophora; Oligohymenophorea; Peniculida; Parameciidae
Source: the annotation of a GenBank genome assembly